GCUUCUCAGUGGGCAGUUUGAGAUAUAAAAAGAAUCAGCAGAACAUAAAAUUCAGGAUAUGAUAAAAGAGAAUACAAGAGUCAAUUUACAAUGAUAUUUUCUUUAAACGAGUUGGUGCACUGGCUGGGAUUAACAAUCUUCGAGAUAUGGAUAAAUUUGGUCUCGUUAACGAUCUUCACAGUUUUGUUGGCUCUCAAGUUGGAUGACAAUUAUUUCUUAGGCAAUCAAGGAUGGUGGAUAGUAUUUUCGCCGCUGUUCGUCGCGGAUGCUUUGAACACUUAUUUCUGCGCGAUCAUAUUCAUAAGAAUGCGCAUGGAAGGAAUGGUCAAGGCAGCGAUCCUUAGAGUAACAUGGAGUUUGACCUCGUUGCUUUCAAUAUUCGUCUUCAAGUAUCUUCUUUGUAAAAAAUUGUCAGGGCAAAGUCCUCUAGAAUACUCCGAAGUUUUGAGUCCCAUAUUCAUUCUUUUACAAUUAAUAGCGGUCCGAGCAUGUCAACUUCAUUGACUAAUAUUAGAUAUCAUUGCUCACGUAUCACGUGUACGACCCCAUCACUGAAUUCUUAUCGUAAACUCUAUUUUGUAUAUGUCUAAUGUGUUCAAGCUUGUAUUAUAUUUUUUACUUAUUGCUUUAUUUGCUACUGGACACAUUAUGAUAUAUAACAAACUUUCAGAGUUUAAUACGAUGUAUGUAAAUAUAACAUUGUAAUAAAAGAUGAUUUACUCGAUUAA
Ceratina calcarata is the source of this 728-nucleotide messenger RNA. Its product is annotated as transmembrane protein 203. Gene Ontology annotation, biological process: intracellular calcium ion homeostasis. The transcript has a single exon. The record is from RefSeq and is a predicted model, not a curated record. Lineage: Eukaryota; Metazoa; Arthropoda; Insecta; Hymenoptera; Apidae. Bases 91 to 504 code for a protein of 137 amino acids. Gene Ontology annotation, cellular component: endoplasmic reticulum.